AUGUUCCCUCCUUGCCAUAUUUUACCUGCUACUUGUGAACUUUGUGGUAACUGGUUACCUGAUCAUCAAGCAUCUUGUCCUCGAAAUGGAGUACAUCCUUCACAAUGGACUAUGGAUAUAUUUGACCCUUUGGUUCAAGACCAACAAGAAGACGAACUUUUCAGUGUUGUCCAACCUACUGUGUUAUCUUGUGUAUCGCCUUCUCCUUGA
Molecule: messenger RNA, 210 nt
Organism: Halteromyces radiatus
Lineage: Eukaryota; Fungi; Mucoromycota; Mucoromycetes; Mucorales; Cunninghamellaceae
Exons: 2
Coding region: 1-210 (69 amino acids)
Source: RefSeq, a predicted model, not a curated record